CAGUGGCUCAUCAGGCUCGCCGCUUUGGCUGGGUGAUUCGGGCAGAGAACUACAAAGCCCAGGGGUCCGGAGCGCAGCGACUGACUGAUCAAUUGGGAGCUACUCGGAUGGUGUUAAAGUGGCUCUUUGUCUGCAGGGGGCUCCAGGGUGGUCGCUGAAUUGGGAGGUGUGCAUCGGGCGGGGGUAGCGCAGGUGUCUGAAAGAAGAUGAAUUUGGCCGAGAUUUGUGAGAAUGCAAAGAAAGGCCGGGAAUAUGCGCUUCUGGGGAAUUAUGACUCGUCAAUGGUGUAUUACCAGGGAGUGAUACAGCAGAUCCAGAGACACUGCCAGUCACUGAGAGACCCGGCCACCAAAGCCAAGUGGCAGCAGGUGCGGCAGGAACUCUUGGAAGAAUAUGAACAGGUUAAGAGUAUUGUCAGCACUUUAGAAAGCUUUAAGAUGGACAAGCCCCCUGACUUCCCCGUGUCCUGUCGAGAUGAAACAUUUAGAGAUCCGGCAGUAUGGCCGCCCCCGGUCCCUGCGGAGCACAGAGCACCACCUCAAAUCAGGCGUCCCAAUCGAGAAGUGAGGCCUCUGCGGAAAGACAUGGGGGCAGGAGCCCGGGGACUCGUGGGCCGAGCACAUCAGAUAUCGAAGAGUGACAAACCCGCAAGUCGGGACAAGGACUAUAGAGCAAGAGGGAGAGACGACAAGGCAAGGAAAAAUAUGCAAGAUGGUGCAAGUGACGGUGAGAUUCCCAAGUUUGAUGGUGCUGGGUAUGAUAAGGACCUGGUGGAAGCCCUGGAGAGGGACAUUGUGUCCAGGAACCCUAGCAUUCACUGGGAUGACAUAGCAGACCUGGAGGAAGCUAAGAAGUUGCUCCGGGAAGCUGUUGUCCUGCCCAUGUGGAUGCCUGACUUUUUCAAAGGGAUUAGAAGGCCAUGGAAGGGUGUGCUGAUGGUUGGCCCUCCAGGCACUGGUAAGACUAUGCUGGCUAAAGCUGUUGCCACUGAAUGUGGGACAACCUUUUUCAAUGUCUCCUCCUCUACCCUGACAUCUAAGUACAGAGGUGAAUCUGAGAAGUUGGUCCGUCUGUUGUUUGAAAUGGCCAGGUUCUAUGCCCCGACCACGAUCUUCAUUGAUGAAAUAGAUUCUAUCUGCAGUCGAAGAGGGACAUCUGAUGAGCAUGAAGCAAGCCGCAGAGUCAAGUCUGAGCUCCUCAUCCAGAUGGAUGGAGUUGGAGGAGCCUUAGAAAACGAUGACCCAUCCAAAAUGGUGAUGGUCCUGGCUGCUACGAACUUCCCAUGGGACAUCGAUGAAGCUUUGCGCAGGAGGCUAGAGAAAAGGAUCUACAUCCCUCUACCGACAGCAAAAGGAAGAGCGGAGCUCCUGAAGAUCAGCCUUCGGGAGGUGGACCUGGACCCUGACAUCCACCUGGAGGACAUCGCGGACAAGACUGAGGGCUACUCGGGUGCUGACAUAACUAACAUUUGCAGGGACGCUUCUUUGAUGGCAAUGAGGCGGCGCAUCAAUGGCUUGAGUCCAGAAGAGAUCCGGGCCCUGUCCAAGGAGGAGCUGCAGAUGCCUGUCACCAGAGGGGACUUGGAGUUGGCGCUUAAAAAAAUCGCCAAGUCUGUCUCAGCGGCAGACCUGGAGAAGUACGAAAAGUGGAUGGUUGAGUUUGGGUCUGCGUAAUUGGUCAGCUCUUCCAUUUCUGGGAGUUUUCUUUAUGAAAUGUGAAGAAAUUCCUGAAAUUAAAAAAAAAAAUCUGGAAUUUUUAAUCAGAGAAAUCUUCACUUAAAGGCCAAAACAAAACAAAAAUGCCUAGAGGUACAGAGAAAUGUAGUUGAGAAAUGAGAGGUGCUCAUAGAGCCUGUUGGCUUUGGGCUACCAAACCUCAUACUUGUGGUACAGGAUAAGCAAGCCAGUGGCCCAGGCUGAAGGGGUGGCUCUGUGUGGGGAAGGCCUUGUUUACAAAGCAUUGGCAAGGUUUUCUUGCGCACACUUGCAUUGACUGUUUGGAAUUGUCACUUUGAGUGGAAUGAUCGUGAGUUCUUCAGGAAAUAAUGAUCUUUAAGUCUGUAGAAUCUAGUACUUCCUGUUAGAGUCUGAAAUGUAAUUAGUAUACUCACUCCUCUUAGCUUACCAGUUCCUCGUUAGCUGCUGCCUGACCUCCAUCAGGGAAGAGGCUCUGACCAAUGACUCCUUAGACCUUUGCCGAGUGUUCCCCUGGCCUGUAGUCUUUGUGCCAGUGCCCCUCAUGCUUCCUUUGGAAUGAUGGGAAGAGUCUUUCUUUGUUAGCAGCAGCCUUCAGCCUUUGCAGUUUUCACUUUUACUCAGUAUACUCAACUCAAUAUAACUAUUGUUUUUUCUCACCUCCAACACUACGCUUUUGUAGAAUUUGACUUUGGCGUUUAGGUCUGUAAUCUGAGUUCUAAACAAGACUAGUCUCCUAGGCUAAUGCAAAAGAACCUUUCCCUCUCUUCUGCAUGUAAGUAUACCACAUGUAUGUAUGCAGUGCCUGAGUAGGCCAGAGGACAUUGGUCCCCUGGUUCUGGAACUAGAGGGUGUGUGAGCUGUGAAUCAAAUCUAGGUCCCCUACAAAGGUAGCCAGUGCUCUUAAUGGCUGAGCCAUCCCUCCAGCUGCAGAAAACAGAAUCUAUGAGCUUGUGCACUCAGUGGGAUUAGAGAAGACACCUGCCGUGCUCAUUAAAUGUGGAGUAGCCAGGAAGGAGGAUCUCAGACAGGGAGCCACAUGUGUGUGUGACACACUGUGCCCCGACGGUUGUUCUCUGUAAUUAAUUACGCCUGCCCCUUCUGGAUCAUCAUGCAAUCUAUGCUUUCAAAAGUUUGUCUGAUAAUAUCCUGAAUCUCAAUCCUAUUUUUAAACUAUAUACUAUAUACACCUUAGAGGUACUUUAAAAACUCCUUCUAUGUUGCUUAAGAAAGAUAUUUGACCUCUUUUCCUUACUAAAACCUAUAAAUGCAUCAUGCUCUUUUCAGGAGACAUAAACCUGACUCUAAACUUGUUGGAUUCAUCUGGUUACUAUAAAUUGCCCCUUUUCUUCUGAGACAGAGUGAAGAGCUCUAGCAGGCCAGACUGGGGCAAACACAGGCCCAAGCAUGGCGAUCUCUAGCAGGCAGGACCAGGGCACACAGGCCCAAGCAUGGCAAACAUGGCACUGACGGGCUUUGCCCUUCUCGCUUCUCCUUCCACUGAGCUUAGAUCUCAUUCUGAAGCUUGCCACCAAGGUCUGGCCCCUUAUUUGGCCACUGACUCAUUCCUGAGACCAAACACCAAGGUCCAGCGAUCAGAAUUCAGUAUUUUGACUAACCUAACUAACAUACCCAACCAGAUCUUAACAGCACAUUCUAGCUCAUUCUAAGACAGAACUCCCCCCUUUUCCUCUUAAAAUUAACACUUGCAAAAUGAUUUACUGUUGUUUCUGUGUAAUUCAGAUUCAACCUUGUCUCUCUGCCUUGCUUAAUAAAAGAUCUCUUUGCAUUUGGCUUGUGCUUGGACAUAGGUGUUUGGAUGUGAUCUGUGCCUAACCUGGGGUCCAGAGGGGAGCAUCCCAUAGUACACAGGUACCAUCACACAGAUUAUAAAAUUUCAAAUCAAAAGACAUUUGUAAUGGGACUAAUUUUGAAAAAUUAGACUGAGAGACUUUUUCUUCCAUGAACAAACUUGCUUUUAUUUAUUUACUUUGAGGAAGGGUCUUACUUUGUUGCCAAUGCUGGUCUUUAACUCCUGGGCCUAGCUGUUUCAGCCUCCCGUGUCACUGGAACUCUAGGUACCAUGCCUGGCCUGAUUGCUUAAAAUAAACAAUGAAUGUAAAGGCUGAUGUAGGAGGAUCCAUAGGAAAUGGAAACAGCCCAAAUGUUCUCCAACUGCUGAGAGGAUAGUGAAAAAAAAAAAAUCACACACAUGCACACACACACACACACACACACACACACACAGUGUAUGCAGUCUGAAGCUAGCCUGUGUAAAAUAGCAAGGCCCUAUCUCAAAAAUCAAACAGAAAGAAACAACCCCACUCAAAUAUUCUUAUAUAAAAGAAAGGAAGGAAGGAAGGAAGAAGGAAGGAAGGAAAGGGAAAGAGAGAGAGAAAGAGAGAGAGAGAGAGAGAGAGAGAGAGAGAGAGAGAGAGAGAGAGAGAGAGAGAUCUUCUCUAUAAAUAACCUGUCCUGGCAGCAGGAGGCAUGUUACUUUGCCCACAGUAGGAAUUCUUUGUCUGCUGCUGCUCUGGGUUGUAAAGCAGAUGUGUUAUCACAGUAGAAGUAGUUACUUCUACUUCCUUAGGAAACAGGAGCUCUGGGGUGUCAGCACAGGGACUGGUGUGUGCAUGGCUAUUUGACAGGAGCAUCGUGGGUAGUCCUGUCAUGGGCACACUGUGCUGGUCACUCUCUCUGUGUAGAUGGUGGACAGAGGCUGAGUGGCUUGCCAAGCAGUGCUGGACUCUGAACCUCUGGCUGGACAUUUCCUUCAACUGUCACUCCUGGCUUCUGCUACUAAAGCGUGACUGUAGCUCAUAACUGGAGAGACAGCGAUCUGUGGGUUUGGGGAAGAGAAUAUACAAAAAGGUUUUCCCCUCUGCUUUUUUUUAAACCUUUGAUUGGUUUUAAAAUGAGAAGUUUUAAACAAUUAAACAAUUUGUUUAAGCAAUCAAACAAUUGUUUGUUUAAACACACAAUUAAAAAUAAAGCGAUUAAAGAUCUAUUUUAAUGCUCCCACUUUAUCAUUUUUUGUGCCAUAAUGACACAUGUAAUGAUGAUAACCAUAUAUGCAGGUAAUAUGAUUACUGUGAAAGCUUUACUUUCAUAAUUUCUGUUUUAAAGAAAGUAAGAUAAUAUUGGUGAGAUGUCCCAGACAAAUGGCCCUUUAAGGGAAGCUUCAGCUUCCUCUUUAGUCAGCUUAGAAACAGGUGACAUCACAGGCCUUUCACCCAUCAGUUCAAUCAUUCUGCAAAAUGACCCAGACACAUGGUCAUCAGAAAUACCAGACAGUGCAGGAACACCCUGCCGUGGCCUUCACAGGAGAGCCUGGGUCACAGUUCAGUCACAUAGCUGUCUAACUUUCAGGUAAUUAAAAAAGUGGGGUGGAGGAGAGAAAUCAGCACCCAACAGCAGACAAGCAGUUACAAGGAACCCUAAAAAACUAGCAGCUGCCCAGGAGCAGAGGUGUGAGCCCAGUUUACAGUAUUAAUUGUUGUUCUUUAUCCCUGCGUGUGUUGUGACUCAGUGGGGAGUUAUUGAUGGGGCUUCCUUCCUUGGAUUCACUACAGGAUGCCGCAGGAGUCUGCCCAGGUAACCUCUUCCUUGCCCCACUUGAGAUUCCGCUCAGAGCUAGGCCUGUCAUUUGCAUAGUGGGUGUGGCUCUGGCCUAUUAGUGUAGUCUUCUUUGGUCCCCCUACCCCCCCAUAAUAGUACAUUUCCAUUGCUCUCUUAUUAAAUGUAGAUCACAGCUAGGGUGUGCCUCCUGCUUUGGGAUAAAAUGUUAGGUGGGAUGCGGCCUUUUCUAAGAAAGGAUCUAACUGUGACAAACGAGGGAAGAAUCGGGGCUAUUCCAACUUUCUAGUAUCUCUGAUUUGUUGCUUAAUGUUUGAAUGUACAAUGUUUUAAAUUUGUGACGCACAUAAUAAUACUUAUAUGAAUCUUAAGAGUCCAUCACGACAGAAGAAAAUAGGACCAAGUUGAAGGAUGCAUUGGAGCAAACUAACCCUCACGGGGACUGCUCGUCCACGCUGAUCAUUUCUGCAAUUUAUUUACCUCGUAAUUACUACAUGUUUACUUAUUUAUGUUUUUAAUUUAAGCUUUUCUUACUUAUUUAAUUUUUGGGUCAUUUGCUUUUGAUAUUGUUUCUUAAUGUGGAAACUGGGUAUUUAAAAUAUUAGAGCUGUAUGGUAAUAUAGUUUUACACAUUUACUUAGUAGUAAUUUGAAUUUUUGCUAAUUUUUUUCCCUCUGAAAACUGUAGUUUUUAUGGUAUUUCUCAUUUCAGGUGCCUUGUUAAUAAAAACAUAUUAA
This is a messenger RNA of Mastomys coucha (southern multimammate mouse), 6007 nucleotides long. RefSeq names its product katanin catalytic subunit A1 like 1 (gene Katnal1). The transcript is spliced from 11 exons. The coding region runs from base 207 to 1673 and encodes 488 amino acids. The record is from RefSeq and is a predicted model, not a curated record. Gene Ontology annotation, cellular component: microtubule; microtubule cytoskeleton. NCBI's taxonomy places the organism in Eukaryota, Metazoa, Chordata, Mammalia, Rodentia, Muridae. Gene Ontology annotation, biological process: microtubule severing. Gene Ontology annotation, molecular function: ATP binding; ATP hydrolysis activity; microtubule severing ATPase activity.